Messenger RNA from Frankliniella occidentalis (western flower thrips), 1871 nucleotides. RefSeq lists its product as uncharacterized. Bases 228 to 1691 code for a protein of 487 amino acids. The record is from RefSeq and is a predicted model, not a curated record. The transcript has 4 exons. Gene Ontology annotation, molecular function: ubiquitin protein ligase activity. NCBI's taxonomy places the organism in Eukaryota, Metazoa, Arthropoda, Insecta, Thysanoptera, Thripidae. Gene Ontology annotation, biological process: protein ubiquitination.
CAACUGUCUACCGGUGAGGCGUUCAUGCCUUUCGCGCCCGCGCCCGCUCUACCCUCCGCCUUGCGCUUGCGCCAGGGCCAGACAGCCAAUCACGAACAGAUAGAGAAGAAAGAAAGCAGCGCGGAGAUAUUUACUGCAGCCAAAUAUAACCUUAUUUCCGAGUCUGACAACUUAUUGCUUUGUGCAACUUUAUAGUGUGUUGCUGACGUAUUAAAAGCUGUUGAAUAAUGGAUCUGAAGUGUGACAUUUGCUUCCUCAAUUUUGACCUGGACGCCCACCGUCCCAAAAACUUGCCCUGUGGACACACAAUUUGCAAGGAAUGUGUUGAGAAUCCUUCCUUGGGGAGGAAGUGCCCAACUUGCAGGAAGGCAUUUAAGAUACGACGACUUGAGGACCUCCCCGACAGCUUCCUAACGAUCCGGCUGUUGGAAGACGAGGACGCCCCACCGUGCAAGAAGCUUAAGAUCGAGGACCCAGAGCUGCAGCAGCUGCAGCGGGGCGCGGUCGCGGGGCGGAAGGUGGUGGAGAUGCUGCGGCUGGUGGUGCCUCUAGCGGUCGAGGCGCUGAACCGCCAGCUGGAGUCGUCGGUCGCCCAGCUCGGCCAGGUGGAGCAGGCCCUGGAGAGGCGGGUGCAGCGGGAGGCGGCCGGCGAUGUGGGCACCACGUCGGACGCCGUGGAGGAGCCGCUGCAGCUGGCCGAGCAGCUGGAGGCCAGCCACCGCCUGCUCACCUCCACCAAGUGCACCGUCACCGCCGAAGAGGAGGGUGGCUCGUCCUGGACGGCCUCUGUGCAGCCCGGCGGGUGCGGCGACAUCCUGCGCGUCCUGCUGCUGCAGCUGCGGGCGGACGGCCAGCUGGGAAAGGUCGACGACGCCAUCGCCGUUUCUGACGGCCCUGCUGUGGCUUACGUGGGCUCGCCUCUGAUCUCCGUCCUCACGAUAAGUGAUAAACAACUCGUCAAUGGUCGUUUGAAGGUGGAGGAUAUUCUUCGUGACGCCCAGAAGCAAUGGACCAUUCCUCGUAGCUUGAAGAACUUAAAGGGUGACGGCUCUGAGGACCUGCUGCGCGUCAUAGGUGCGCACCUCGUGGAGCUGGAGACCUCGGGUGAGGUUCAGCCCAGCGUCAUGGAGGAGGUGCAGAAGAUGUCGGGACUCAGAAGGCUGCAAGUUAAAUGCGCUAUGGACACAGCCUACCCGGACCUGCCUUUACAGCUGGAAGAGCUCAGCGUAACGGUUAUGACUGAGAAUCAGUUGCGUUGCGUGGAACGGAUGCCCAGGCUUCGUAGCUUGAAGGCAUAUGAUUACUUCGGUCCAAAUCUGACUUUCCCUCCCUCGCAGCAUGGCCGGCUGUUGUGGCUCAGCGUUGGCUUCCAUACAGAAAAGAAGCCUACGAUGCUGUCUCUGAUUCGCGCCCAUGCCUCAUCAUUGCAGGAGCUACAUGUUUACUGCACCUUCUCUGCCAGUCGCCGUCAGUUUUACUUCCCCGACCUGGGCCAAGAGCUGGCGGCCUGCGGCUUGCAGUCACUGCGGCGGCUCGUACUAUGUUUCACAGGGCUCGCUAGACCGUGCAUAGAACAUGGUCAGGUAGCUGGAUGCUUGCUGCAGCGACGGUCCAUUCGAGGCUUUUUUCCUCAACACGUUGACGUAAUGUGCGGGUCGUGUCACAUGUCUUCCACAGCAAUUCUAGAUUAACGGCUGCAAUUUGUUCGCAAUCCUGCCAUCCUUUUCCUAUCGCUAUGACCUAUGCUAACGAGGCAGGACCAAGAGCGAAACUGUUAUGCACCCGAACCUGUCCAGAUUUUGGUUUGGUGCAUCAGUUUUUUACCUAAACUUUUGAUAAAAAUAAAUAAAAACAUUUAUUUGCACUUAAAA